Molecule: messenger RNA, 3633 nt
Organism: Trichoplusia ni (cabbage looper)
Lineage: Eukaryota; Metazoa; Arthropoda; Insecta; Lepidoptera; Noctuidae
Product: PQ-loop repeat-containing protein 1
Exons: 6
Coding region: 210-1082 (290 amino acids)
Biological process (GO): retrograde transport, endosome to Golgi; phospholipid translocation
Cellular component (GO): endosome; trans-Golgi network
Source: RefSeq, a predicted model, not a curated record
AGUUAUGUGUUAAGUAAACGGAAGCGAUUCAUUUCCAGCGAUCGAUUUGCGUUGCAGGCGCUAAGUUUGUCGUUUUAUUAUUAUUCUAAUUAAUCAUGUAGAGUUUUGUUAAAUAUGAAGAGUGAAGUUCAUAUCCUAAAUGUGAGAUAUUUAUUGGAACAAAUAAUAACUUCUUAAUUUGAUCAAUUGGAAGACAAAAGUUCAGCACAAUGGAUUGGAUAAUUUCGGACGAGUUGGGCCUGACCGUGGGUCAUCUGGUGGGUUGGGGAGCAGCUGGUGCUAUGAUAGUGGGUGGUGUGGCCCCAUAUAUACCUCAAUAUAGGCAGAUCAGGAGGACACAAGACGCUGAAGGAUUUUCUUUAUACGUUUGUUUAGCACUACUUAUAGCAAAUACAUUGAGGAUAUUGUUUUGGUUUGGUAAACGCUAUGAAUUGCCUCUCUUAAUUCAAAGCAUUGUAAUGAAUAUAACAAUGUUUGUCAUGAUACAUUUAUGUGUGACCGUUCGAAAAAAGAACCAAAUUAUUAGAGCAAGGGAGAGAAUAUUCACAGGUGCAAUGUUCAUGUUAUAUAUACUAUUGUGUUGUGUGAACGGCUCAGCUCAGCCGGAUGAAACGGCCCGCUGGCUGGACCAGCGCAGCGGCAUCGGCGGCGGCGAGAAGCCUCAUCGCUUCUAUGAUAUGGAAAGAAAGUAUUUCUGGGCCUGGACAGAUUUCCAGAGCUAUGUAGAUUGUAUGCUGGUGUUCUCCGUGCUUGGAGCGGCGAUUACUUAUUUGUUAAUAGAGUUUUCGCCGUUCGUCGAGUUAAUCGGGUUCCUAGCUUUGUUCACUGAAGCAAUGCUCGGAGCUCCUCAGAUUGCCAAAAAUCAUCAAAACAAAAGUACUGAGGGGAUGAGCGUCAGCAUGGUGAUCAUGUGGACUUGUGGAGACGUAUUCAAGACUGCAUACUUCGUUUUAAGGGAAGCUCCUCCACAGUUUUGGGUGUGUGGAAGUCUACAAGUAUCAUUAGAUGUCGUCAUUCUCUUCCAAGUGUGGCUGUACCGCCACAACACGGCGGCGGCGCGGCGGCUGCGUCGAGGUGAUUAGCAAUGGACCGAGACCGACUUAUAGCACUCCCCGCGCGUGCCCCGACCGCUGAACGCUAUCUGCGCUUCUAUCGCGUUGUGUGCGCCCUACACGGUACAUUUGUUCUACCUUCCCUACAUAUUAUGACGAUAUUAUUAAGGGAAGUAUGAUUUUACUAAGUUACAUAGUCCAGUUCGAGACGUUUGUUUCAAAACAUCAUCCAACUAUGACCAAAAUAUGUAAUACGAAAAAUGAAUUGACUUUGAAUCGUAACCAAUUGUUUGUAGUGGUUUCGCAAUAAUUCCUUAGGUUGACGGUGCUAUAGGUUUGUGCCUAAAUGAAAAUCAACGAGGUUCAUGAAAAAUUACUAGUGAUGACAUUCGAUCUAUAUGUUGUGUAGUAUAAGAUCAAAUAUGCAUGUUUAGAUGUAAAUUAGAGUGACCAAAUGAAUUUUCCUGUCUUUAUAAAGUGAUUUUACUAGUCUUACUAAAUAAAUGCAUUAUAUGUCUAAAAAUGCUUGAUAGUUUGAGAACUGUAAAGGUAAUGGAGUAGGAUCACACUAGUGUGGUCUGAACCCUAGGAAAUCAGCAAUAGUAGUGAUAAUAAAUUCAAUGUUCAUUCAAUAUUCACGAAUUGUGAUAAAUUGCGAGUACAAGCAAGCAUUUUUAAGGUAGAUAGAGUGGUUGUUAAAAAUAGCAAUAAUAAUUUCGUUGCAGCAUAGAAGUACAAUUUGUAUGUAAUUUAUAAAUAUAUGACUGUAUUGAAUGCUUGUAAUAGCCGGGUUCAAUUUUAAGUACAAGGACAUAGUUGGUGGAAAACAGAAGUAACUCAAAACUCAUAACCCACACUAAUUGUGGGCAUCAUCAUUGCAAUAUAUUCCUUCUCUUGUAAAUAUCAUGAUAAUGUUUCUAUUCAAGUCAUUACAAUAUAUGAGUCUUAAUUUUAUUAUUCAUAAGAAGUAUGAAAUACAGUUGUAUACAAGCUGUUGGCUUCCGUAAUCAUGCGAAUGUACCUUCUGUAUUUAAGUACAUACAACAUGUAAUAUAUUUAAAGUAACUGACAGCUUCGAUAAUAUGUUGUAUAGUUAGUAAAAUAUACAUUUUCAUGGCUUACCUAACGAACGUUCAUUUCAGCCACGAUUAUAAGUAUUAUUCCUGUCAGAUGUAACUUAGGUAUGUAAUAUAUACAAUUUCCGCUCUGUUUACGAAGUAUUAUGAAAUAUUUACAUUCCUAGAUGUUUUAUUCCAAUUUACCUUUUGGUAUAUGUACACAAAAUGUUUUGUAUCAAAUGUAAUUCUUCCGAUUUAGACUGUUGGCAAAAGUGUUCUAAACAUUCUCAUAGUGCUUCUGAAAUUACCUAUUUUAUAUUAAUCUUUAAUAGCCAUGACUUUGAUGUUUACUCUAAAAUUGUGUUUAGAUAUGUUUUGAAUAAAGGCGUUUUCGGCUUUAGGUGUCUAUUAUAGAAAUAAAUAAGUGACACAUAAUUUUCCAUUACAAAAUUGUAGAUAUAGAAAUGUACUACAAGACGUAUGUUGUUGUAUAUUAAAGGGUUGUAUUCAAGGAAGUGGAUUACAUAUAUUAUUACUUACGUUAUUGUGUGUUUCUAGUAUUUAAUUAUAGUAAGGUAACUAAGUUUUAUAUUUAAAGUUCUCUACGUUUUUAUGGCAGCAAUGCAAUCUGAUAUUUUAUACUUACUGUAUCAUAUAAAGUAUUAUGAAUGUUGCAUUAGUUUGAAAGUCUUUGAAGUCACCGUUAUGUACAAACGUAUUUAUAUUUAGUCAGUACAAUAUUAUUUUAUUUUCAAGAACGUUUAUUUUUUGUAAUAUAAUAUUUAAAACAUUAUUAUCAAGAAAAGUGACAAAAAUAUUUAAAAGGUGCUCCGGCUUAAAAUCAUGUCAUGUUUAUAACUAUAUUAACUAUACUUGUUUUUAUUUUCAAAGAAAUAAAUAUUAAAACAUCUUGUAUUCUAUAGACGUUCGAAUAUGACUAAAUACUUCUAUCAUGUAUUAACUAAGAUACGUACAUCUGAACAAACUUCUUUUCGAAAGCAUUUUUAGUUCAACAAUACAUUUAGUGCAACGUCGAUAUCAUCUAAUUUCUCGGUAUCACUAUUGCGUUAAAUUCAAUGUUUAUUUAAACGAUUCACUUUGUGAAGAGAACAAUCUAUUGUACAAGUUGAUCUAAACGCUUCGGCUAUUUUUUAAACGUCGUACCUAUUUAUUUUUGUAUACUUUUUCUUAUUUAGCUUGUGUUAUGUCUUCCUAACCAACUUAUUAAACAGGACUAAUAUAUUAUUGAUAUUUGAAAACUGUAUAUUAUAAUAUUGAUGUAAUACUAUGUAACAUGAUGUCGAGAGAUAAAUGUGAUGGAACAUAUCAUAUUUAUAAUGAUAUACUAUAUAAUUUCUGUUGUAUAAAAUAUAUGAAUAUAUUUGUCAAUUAAUAUUAUGUAGAUAUUGUAUAUGAAUGAAAUGUAAAGUAACCAUCGUAUGUUGUGAUGACAAAUAUACAUGUAUAUGUUGUGAUUUUAUGGGUUACAAUUUUCAAUGGAAUAAAGUUAUAUUAUUUGUUAA